Messenger RNA from Pongo pygmaeus (Bornean orangutan), 4736 nucleotides. Its product is annotated as protocadherin gamma-A4. Gene Ontology annotation, biological process: homophilic cell-cell adhesion. Gene Ontology annotation, cellular component: plasma membrane. Lineage: Eukaryota; Metazoa; Chordata; Mammalia; Primates; Hominidae. The transcript is spliced from 2 exons. The record is from RefSeq and is a predicted model, not a curated record. Bases 862 to 3411 code for a protein of 849 amino acids. Gene Ontology annotation, molecular function: calcium ion binding.
CCAUUGUUUUAGGCUUUGCAUUUGAACUGGUCAUUCAUAAAACAUUGAAAGGUUUCAUAAAAGUUACUACUCUAUGAAAGGUAUUGUUCUAAAGAUUGAGAACACAUUGUGAACAAGAUAGUCAUAUGCAUAGCUUGUGGCCAAGAAUCUACUGUAUACAAAAUUAAGGAGCAAAUUCUCUUCCCAAACCUAUUAUCCUAUUUGUCAAUCUCAUUUGUACAGGGUAAGGCUAACUCUUGAACAGUAGGUGAGUUUUUUGCAAGGGAAUUGAAGCGUUGCCCCAGGUUCUAGAGGGUCAACUCAUGUGAGGAAACUUAUUACUGCAUAAAUUGGGACUAAAGCCAGACCUCCAAGUUCCUGUCCCACUGUCUUUUCACUUAUCUGUCUCAUCCAUUUUUCAAGUCCACCUUUGUCUUUAGGAGAGAUAAUUAUGUCCCUCACACAAUACGCUAUACUGAGAAUGGGCUGUGGGGAUGAACAAUGUGAAAACUGAAAAGAGGCAGAACAUAUCUUAGAAAAAAAAAAUCGUCAUAUUUUCUCUAAGAAAAUAAAUAACUUCAUAAAGUUUACUGCACAGGAAGACUUGGAUCAUUCUUGAAUUUUCAUUGCAAAUCAAAAACAGGAAUUUGACUUUUAUUAUCUUGGGAGAAAUAGGAAUAGAAACGUGUAUAAAAAAUAAACUUUUUUUAACCAAGAAUAAAUUGCAGUAACAGGUUAAGACUCUGGGUGUCGCUGUUCACCAAUCGGGGGAAAAGACAAACCAGAAAUUUAAUCAGAAUCACAAGAUUUCUGCAGCACAAAGCACUGGCUCUGGAGCUUUAUGAAAGCUUCAAGCGGAAGCCCUGAGAGCUCCGGCUGUGAAUGCACUUUAUUUUGGACCCAGAAGAUCCUGGGGCUCCUCCGGCCUCGACAGAGGGAAAACCGAAGCACAGGCGACUCCGCGGCGGGGUUGUAAUGGCGGCGCCUCCUGCUCGCCCAGACCACACACGGCUGCUCCAGAUCUGCCUUCUCCUGGGGGUUCUGGUGGAAAUCAGGGCCGAACAGAUCCGCUACUCGGUGUUUGAGGAGCAGGAAGAAGGCUCAGUGGUGGGCAACAUCGCCAAGAACCUGGGGUUGGCGCCCCGGGAGCUGGCGGAGCGCGGAGUCCGCAUCGUCUCCAGAGGUAGGACGCAGCUUUUCUCCCUGAACCCGCGCAGCGGCAGCUUGGUCACCGCGGGUAGGAUAGACAGGGAGGAGCUCUGCGACAGAUCUCCAAACUGUGUGACAAACCUGGAGAUUCUUCUAGAAGAUACAGUGAAGAUUUUGCGGGUAGAGGUGGAAAUAAUCGAUGUUAAUGAUAACCCACCCAGUUUUGGGACAGAACAGAGGGAAAUAAAAGUUGCUGAAAAUGAAAAUCCUGGGACAAGAUUUCCUCUUCCUGAAGCUUUUGAUCCGGAUGUAGGGGUAAACUCCUUGCAGGGUUACCAGCUCAACUCAAACGGUUACUUUUCCCUGGACGUGCAAAGCGGGGCCGAUGGGAUUAAGUACCCAGAGCUGGUGCUGGAACGCGCUCUAGAUCGCGAGGAAGAGGCGGUUCACCACCUCGUUCUCACGGCCUUCGAUGGAGGUGACCCGGUUCGCUCUGGCACUGCUAGGAUUCUCAUAAUACUUGUGGAUACCAACGAUAAUGCUCCCGUGUUCACUCAGCCCGAGUACCACGUAAGUGUUCGUGAGAACGUUCCUGUAGGCACUCGGCUACUCACCGUAAAAGCCACUGAUCCAGAUGAAGGAGCCAAUGGAGACGUGACGUAUUCUUUCCGGAAAGUAAGAGACAAAAUAUCACAGCUAUUUCAGUUGAAUUCUCUGAGUGGGGAUAUAACAAUAUUGGGGGAUCUAGAUUAUGAGGACUCUGGAUUCUAUUACAUAGAUGUAGAAGCCCAUGAUGGGCCUGGUCUCCGAGCUAGAAGCAAGGUACUGGUGACAGUUCUGGAUGAAAAUGACAAUGCACCAGAAGUCACAGUUACAUCUCUCACCAACUCAGUCCAGGAAACUUCUUCCCCGGGUACAGUAAUUGCACUUUUCAACGUGCAUGACAGUGACUCAGGAGGAAAUGGCCUAGUCACAUGUUCUAUUCCAGAUAAUCUGCCAUUCACACUUGAAAAGACCUAUGGAAAUUAUUAUCGGUUGUUGACACACAAAACACUGGACAGGGAAGAGGUCUCAGAAUAUAACAUCACUGUAACUGCCACUGACCAGGGAACUCCUCCACUGUCUACAGAAACUCAUGUUUCACUGCAGGUGAUGGACAUCAAUGACAACCCACCCACUUUCCCUCAUGCUUCCUACUCUGCCUACAUUCCUGAAAACAACCCCAGAGGAGCCUCCAUCUUAUCUAUGACUGCUCAAGAUCCUGACAGUGGUGACAAUGCCCGAAUCACUUACUCCCUGGCCGAAGACACCUUCCAGGGUGCACCUCUGUCCUCCUAUGUCUCCAUCAACUCCAAUACUGGGAUCCUAUAUGCACUUCGCUCCUUCGACUAUGAGCAGUUUAGAGACCUGCAGCUACUGGUGACAGCCAGUGACAGUGGAGACCCUCCACUCAGCAGCAAUGUGUCACUGAGCCUCUUUGUGCUGGACCAGAACGACAAUGUCCCUGAGAUCCUGUACCCCACCUUCCCUACAGAUGGCUCCACUGGUGUGGAGCUGGCACCCCGCUCCGCAGAUUCCGGCUACCUGGUGACAAAAGUGGUGGCAGUGGACAGAGACUCAGGCCAGAAUGCCUGGCUGUCCUACCGCCUACUCAAGUCCAGCGAGCCGGGACUAUUUGCAGUGGGGCUGCACACAGGCGAGGUGCGCACCGCACGGGCCCUGCUGGACAGAGACGCGCUCAAGCAGAGCCUUGUAGUGGUCGUCCAGGACCAUGGCCAGCCCCCUCUCUCGGCCACCGUCACGCUCACUGUGGCUGUGGCCGACAGCAUCCCAGAUGUCCUGGCUGACUUGGGCAGCCUCAAGCCUUCAGCAGACCCAGACGACUCGGGCCUCACACUCUAUCUCGUGGUGGCAGUGGCCGCUGUCUCCUGCGUCUUCCUGGCUUUUGUCACGGUGCUGCUAGCACUCAAGCUGAGACGCUGGCACAAGUCACGCCUGCUUCACGCUGAAGGCAGCAAGUUGGCAGGUGUGCCUGCCUCGCACUUUGUGGGCGUGGAUGGGGUUCGGGCUUUCCUGCAGACCUAUUCCCACGAGGUCUCCCUCACCGCGGACUCGCGGAAGAGUCACCUGAUCUUCCCCCAGCCCAACUAUGCAGACACGCUGAUCAGCCGGGAGAGCUGUGAGAAAAGCGAGCCUCUUCUAAUAACUCAGGAUUUACUUGAAACAAAAGAAGACGCUAGUCUUCAGGUGUUCCUGAAAAGAUACAAGAGACCUGUGAAAUAGAAGGCAAUUGUGUAAAUUCACAUUUACAGUAUUCUUUCUCAUGAAGCUAUUGUUGGAUCUGGACUUAGGGUUUUUUAAUUUCCUGUUUUCACACUGUACCAUGCUUUGCUUGAAGUUUACUUUUCCUUCCUUGAAAGGGUAUUUUGCAUUAUAAUAGGCAACGUCAACUUAAGAAUACUGGCAAUUUAUGAGUUUAACUUUUAGAUAUAACUUUAACAGGAUAUUUUCUCAAUAAACUGGUAUAUUUCAAAUAUUUUCUUGUUGCUGUUCUGAGAUGCCCCAGAAGUGACUAUGCGUGAUUCCUUUGGUGCACUCCUGUGAUUAUAAGAAAUAUUUCCAAGUUAAUUUCACUCAUAUUUAAGUAGAUUCUAGGAGUAACUUUAAUAAUUUUUAAAUUGCCUAUCAUGACAUCACUAUUGAGACUUUCUUGAUUUCUAAGGAAAAUAUAAGUUUUUGGAGUCUUUUCUCUUUUCAUCAUGUGAGCCUCUUUCAAAGAUUGAGUUACUUGGGUUCUGGACUGAUAUGAUUUACGCUGCUUAGUAAGGUGGCCUCAUCCCUAUUGCUAAAAAUUGCUUUCAGAUAUUUUUGUCAUCGUGUGGCUCUGGGAUUAUUUUAUAUGAGGGAAAAUAUUUUGUGUGUAGGGGAUAUACAACACUUGUUCUUUGUGCUUUCAUUUAGUUCUGUGAGUUAAUUCAAAAUUGAUGAAUGCAUAUGCUUACACAAAUUAGUGUAAUUUGAUAACUGGAAGUUGUAGCGAUAGACUGUAGAAUAUGCCUCAAUUUGACUUACAAAGGAGAGUUUUAGUUUCUACAUGGUUUUGUAUUCAUAGAAAGUUGUGGUGCAAUACAUAGAGUAAGCUGGAAUAUGAUAUGAUGCAGUUACCUGGCUUGGGGAGCAGAAAGCAGAAAUAACAAGUGAAUGUUGAGAGACAACUCACAUCUGAGGAGAGAUUGUUUAAAGUAAUUAAGCCAUAAAAUAUAAUUUGGAAAUGCUCAAUUGGCCUGAAACUGUGUCAAGCAUAUUCAGGUGCUGGCAUUAAGAAUAUAUUCCAGAAUGAGAGUGCCACAUGUUUUAAAGGCCUAGGAAAGCAGUAGAUAAUUUAUAACCUAAAAUCAAAUUUUUUUAAAAAUGUGUUUUUGUUAGAAUGGGCAGUGGGUUUCUUUUAGCAAAUAACAAUUUUGAUUAAACAAACUGUUGUAUAUUCAUAUUACGGACUACUAGAUAACUAUAUUAUGGGCCACUAGAUAGCUAUAAGAAAUCAAUGGGAAAGCUCUCUAUGUACUGAUAUGAUCUUUAAGAUAUAACAAAUAAAAAAGCAAUGUGCA